GCCGACGUCGCCUGCCGUCUCCAUCUGAUCUUCCCAUUUACUACUCAUUCUUGAUUUCGAAAAUGCUCGCACGCAUUGUCUUUAACUCGCUGCGCCCGUCUGUCAAUGUCGGUGCGCAACGCGCUAUAUCUGUUCAGUCUUUGCUUCAUGGCUCUCCGGAGGCGAAACAAGAAGGGGAGCUUGAGAUCAAACAACAUUCGAGACGGGUGGGAAGAGGAAAGUACAUCCAUGGGUUUGAAGUGCACCAUGUGAAGCCUGACUCCGUCGAGGAGUAUAAGAAAGCCGCGGAAGCAUACUACGUCGGUUUGAAGGAAGACCCAGAAACUCGUGUCAAGCUCACCGGGAACUGGGAAGUAAUCAUCGGAGAGCAGGACACUUUCUAUCACGUUCUCGAGUACGAAAAUUAUGCUGGCUUCGACAAGGCGUGGGCACGUAUCCUGAACUCUGAGCAUGCCAAAGCCCAUGCUGCCCUUGCUCCUUACCUCCGCUCCCGCUCGACUCAACUCAAUCAAGAGUUUGCCUUCCUCCCUACAGCCCCACCUCACACCGAGGGUGGGAUCUUCGAAAUGAGAACCUAUCAGUUGAAUCCAGGAACACUGCUAGAAUGGGAGGGCGCUUGGCGACGCGGCAUUGAUGCUCGUAGGAAGUUUGUUGAACCAGUCGGGGCAUGGUAUGCUCAAGUUGGCCGGUUGCAUCAAGUGCAUCACCUUUGGCAAUAUCCUGAUCUCGCUACCCGCAAGGAAAUGAGGGAGCAAGCCUGGCAACUGGACGGAUGGGCAGAUACUGUCUCCAAGACCUCACAACUAGCGAAGUUCAUGGACUCGUACUUGAUGGUCCCACUAUCAUUCAGCCCCCUCAAGUAGUCUGCUUAAACUCGAAUACCCGAAGUCGGGCAGUGGUGCCCCCUCAAUGGACUGUGGACAUUUGUAUAUUAUUAUGGCGUGAUCCCUUGCUAAGAGUGGAGUUCUCUACUAUAUGUGCUUCUAAGGAUUGGGGACGGAUGAAC
Stereum hirsutum FP-91666 SS1 is the source of this 1006-nucleotide messenger RNA. Its product is annotated as NIPSNAP-domain-containing protein. Bases 63 to 863 code for a protein of 266 amino acids. The record is from RefSeq and is a predicted model, not a curated record. Gene Ontology annotation, cellular component: mitochondrion. NCBI's taxonomy places the organism in Eukaryota, Fungi, Basidiomycota, Agaricomycetes, Russulales, Stereaceae. The transcript is spliced from 9 exons.